AUGGAAGGAAUUGGGUUUCUAUUCAUUCUUUCGGCGGCCAUGUUCUUUGGUAGCUACUUGGCUGGCUCAAUUCCAUUAAUGUUCACACUUUCAGAGUCUCGAAUACGUCUAGUCAGUAUAUUCGGUGCCGGCCUUCUAGUAGGAACUGCACUAUCCGUGAUUAUUCCGGAAGGUGUCGAGGCGUUGUAUUCAUCUCAGCGAGAACUUGAGCAUUAUUCUCACGAGCACAAGCAAUCAUUAUCUCCACCAUCUUUGUCGAAUCCUGCAGAAGCAAAAAAUAUUCUCGAAAAUACAAAAGACAAAGAUGGACAAAUAGAGAAUUUACCUAGAAUUAUACCAAAAGAUGCUGUUUUAAACGAAGCAAUUGCUCGAGCCGUCCGAUCAAUUUCAUAUUCGAACGACGAACGGUCAAAACGAGAAAAUUUUAUAGAAACACAUUCCGAAAAUGAAAGCGCACAAAAAGUAGAGGAAGAACAUCAUUCUCAUAAUAAUAUACAUUCUCAAAUCGGAUAUUCGCUCGUUUUGGGAUUUGUUUUGAUGCUGCUAGUGGAUCAAAUAGGAAGCGCGGCGACUUCAAGAAACGAUCGAACUGGACGAAGUCGAAUUGGAAUAUCCGCCACAAUCGGGCUAGUUGUUCACGCGGCAGCUGAUGGUGUUGCCCUUGGAAGUGCAUCGGUCAUCAACAAAUCAGAUGUCCAACUUAUUGUUUUUGUCGCGAUAAUGCUGCAUAAAGCUCCCGCCGCAUUUGGUCUUGUCUCGUUCCUUUUAAUGGAAGCGAUCGAUCGUCGAUCGAUUCGAAAACACUUGCUGGUUUUUUCGUCAGCAGCGCCCUUUGCUGCUCUCACAACCUUCAUGUUGAUCACGCACAUGGGCGAAAGCUUGCGAUCCGAAUCGUCGACUGGUGUUCUGAUGUUGUUCUCCGCAGGAACGUUUCUCUAUGUGGCCACCGUACACGUUCUACCGGAAUUGGCGAACAACAGGCAAAAUAAUGAAUAUUCUUUGGUAGUCGAUGCUCAAGCUCCGGCCAGCAUAGGCCAUUCGCAUACAGGCGGAACAAGCUACAGUAUUCGCGAGUUGCUUCUCAUCAUUGGUGGAGCUGUUGUCCCGGCGAUUUUGGCAUCGGGUCAUUCUCAUUAA
Messenger RNA from Caenorhabditis bovis, 1137 nucleotides. NCBI's taxonomy places the organism in Eukaryota, Metazoa, Nematoda, Chromadorea, Rhabditida, Rhabditidae. The record is from the annotation of a GenBank genome assembly.